CAACUCCAGACGUUUUUUACCCCGCACUUCCUGUCUGUCUUCGCCCGAAUUUACCAUUGAAUCACGCACGUUUCUUGUCAGCUACAGAUUGCUCUCCAACAGCAAGAUGCGCGCCCGCCAUCUCUCCACCACUGCUCAAGCUCUCUAUCGCGUCUUCGUCCAACCCUCGCUUUCCGUCCCCGCACGCCUGCCUGUCUGCGCUCGACCUUUCCCUGCCAUCGCGGCCGUCGCGCGAUGCUCGCCCGCCCAGAUCCGGACCGCCGUGUCGGUGGCGAAUGUCAAGCAGCAGCUCGAGGAAGAGCGGCCACCCUACAACGACGAGAUUGAGUCGGAUAUGAUCAACAUCGUCGAGGAAGACGGCACGUUCAGGCCCAAUCUGUGGCGCGACGAUGUUCUACGCCGCAUGAACCGAACCACGCACCAUCUCGUCCAAGUUGGGGCUGAGGGUCAAAACUCAAAAUACCCCAACCCGACGUGCAAAGUGCUCUCCAAGAUAUUCCUGAGGCAGCAGGACAACGAGAAGCUGGAGAAGCUCAAGAAGAAGACCAAGUCGGUCGAGGACCUGAGCAAGACGAUUGAGCUGAACUGGGGCGUCAGCGACCACGACCUCUCGCACUGGAUGAAGCGGCUGGUCGAAUUCCUCGAGGAGGGGCGUCGCGUGACGAUCGUGCUGGGGCCGAAGAAGCGCGCUCGCAAGGCGAGUCAGGAGGAGGCCGAGGCGGCCCUGGCCAAGGUGCGGGCGACGGUCAAGAGCGUCAAGGGCGCGAGGGAGCGGACGGAGCCGAUUGGCGAGGUGGGCGCUGUCAUGACCAUGGUGUUUGAUGGCAAGGAGAAGGCACCGGAGGAGGUUGAGGAGAUGGAGAGGGGGAAGAAGGAGGCCAAGGAGGCCAAGAAGAAGGAGAAGAACAAGGAUGGCAAGGUCAAGGUCAGUCGGUAUGCACUGAAGCAGGAGGAAAAGAAAGUGAAGGAAGAAGAGGAGAAAUACUUGCGGGAGGUGCUGGGAUCGCAGAAAACACAACGGUCUAAGCCAAGGGGCGAGCAACGUCCCGAUUCACGUCCUCUCCAUGGUUUUACCAUCCUGAGGCGAUAGACAGCAGGCGCGCCUCCAAUGCAACUUCUCUUUUCUGCCCGCC
Messenger RNA from Aplosporella prunicola CBS 121167, 1133 nucleotides. RefSeq lists its product as uncharacterized. NCBI's taxonomy places the organism in Eukaryota, Fungi, Ascomycota, Dothideomycetes, Botryosphaeriales, Aplosporellaceae. The transcript has a single exon. The record is from RefSeq and is a predicted model, not a curated record. Bases 107 to 1090 code for a protein of 327 amino acids. Gene Ontology annotation, biological process: ribosome disassembly; mitochondrial translational initiation. Gene Ontology annotation, molecular function: ribosome binding; translation initiation factor activity. Gene Ontology annotation, cellular component: mitochondrion.